Messenger RNA from Cryptomeria japonica (Japanese cedar), 5801 nucleotides. RefSeq names its product disease resistance protein Roq1. The transcript has 5 exons. Bases 210 to 5306 code for a protein of 1698 amino acids. Gene Ontology annotation, biological process: signal transduction; defense response to fungus. The record is from RefSeq and is a predicted model, not a curated record. Gene Ontology annotation, molecular function: ADP binding. NCBI's taxonomy places the organism in Eukaryota, Viridiplantae, Streptophyta, Pinopsida, Cupressales, Cupressaceae.
CACGUGCUCCUCCACCACAAGACGUAUUCAUCUCUCUCGAUAUUUUUUUCCUUCGUAUUUUCCAGUAAGAAACAAAGAGGGAACGGUUUUCUUUCGUUUUCCCAUCCUUUCCUCGAAGGAAGAUGCAGUGAAUCUAAUUCUUCCUCAAAACAUAUCCAUCGUUCCCGGGAUUUGCUUAGAUUUUUUGUUUGAACCCCAUCCUUGCAUUUAUGGCUUCUUCGUCCUUACCUCACAAACAAGAUGCUUUCUCUGGAAUUGAGCCUCCCAGCAUAAUGAGAAAAGUAGAACAAUCUUCGAGACUGUUUGAUGUGUUUAUCAAUCACAGAGGCCCCGAUGUUAAACUUACUCUAGCUACUGAGCUUUACAACUCCCUUAAGGAUCUAAAUAUUAAGGCAUUUCUUGAUUCGGAAGAGAAGGAGCUCGGAAUCUCAUUUCGUUUAGCCAUUGAGACUGCGAUUAGAUCUGCUUCAGUGCACAUCGCUAUUUUCUCAAAAAAAUAUGCAGAGUCGCCUUGGUGUCUGGCUGAACUGGUUCUUAUGUUACAGAGUAAGGCCAAAAUUAUUCCCCUGUUUUAUCAAGUGGAGCCAGUGGAACUCCGGUACAUCGAAAAGGGAGUAUAUGCUGGGGCAUUUCUUGAAUAUGAAGAGAAGGGCAGGUAUCUGGACAAGAUUGAAGAGUGGAAGGAAGCGCUUCAAAAGGUUUCAUAUUCAGCAGGCUACAAAUUCAAUAAUUCAGAUGACUGCAAAGACAUAGUGUCCGCUGUGGAAAAAGAAGUACAAAGGACAAAAUCUUUACAUGUUGCCAAAUAUCCAGUCGGACUUCAUAAGCUCGUAAAAGAUUUUGAAAGGCGGUGCCUUGAUGAGUUUGUUCAAGAAUUUGAUGAGUUUGUUGCGGUGCCAAAUCUGUACAGAAUGAAGAAGGCAGCAAAAGUGAAAGUUAAUGUUGUUGGCAUUUUUGGUAUGGGUGGGGUUGGGAAGACAACUCUUUCCAAAGAGUUGUUCAAUCAAAAGAGAUCACAAUACACAAGAGCAAGUUUUCUGUUUGAUGUGCGAGAGGCCUGUGCCUGCGGUAAAUUACCUUCAUUGCAAAGUAAACUCCUCAAAGAUAUCUUUUGUGAAGAUAUCAGUUUUCUAAGUAGUGAGGAAGGGACAAGCUAUCUCAGGGAUCGUUUGGAAAGGAGCAGCUCUUUCAGUUUCCUAGUUGUUUUAGAUGACAUAGAUCAUCUCGAACAGUUAGAUGCCCUAUUAGUCAUGGAUGCAUUAGCUAAGUCAGGUGAUAAUCUGAUAAUUAUUACAACCCGAGAUGUAGGGGUUCUUGUAAGUGCAGGAAUUGAUAUUGCUUAUCAUUUAAAAGGACUGCACGGAGAAGAUGGGAGAGAGCUAUUUUGUUGGCAUUCUUUCGACCAACCCCUUCCAGUUAGCGGAUACGAGGAUCUAGUUCAGGACUUCGUUAACAUGUGUGGAGGCUUACCUCUGUCUCUUAUAGUUCUGGGUCGGCAUGUUUUUGGUAGAGACCAGUGGUAUUGGCAGGAUGAAUUGGAAAAACUCAAGGAGACUCUCCCCGGAGAUAUAAAGCGGAGAUUGAAGAUAAGCACUGAUACAUUAGAUAAUGUAGAAAAACAGAUUUUCAUGGAUAUAGCUUGCUUUUUUAUUGAAAAAUCUAUCACCGAUGCCAUGUCCAUAUGGAAGGGAUCUGGAUGGAAAGCUCGCCGUGGUUUAGAAACACUAAAAGAGAAAUGUCUUAUUGAAGAAGAAGCAAUGUGUCUGUCAGAAUAUAAGUGGGAUUCUAGCGAAUACGGAUCUGCUUUGAGAAUGCAUGACCACCUUCGGGACUUGGGAAGAGAAAUGGCAGAUGAACUGAGCCAUCCUCGUCGUGUGUGGCGCCCCCAAUUUAUUAAAUCUUUGGGAUUCCAAAACAUUCUGGCAGAAACCAAAGGCAGGUGUUUCCAUUCCAUUUUGGACAAAUCCAUCGGUUGUCAAAUUACAUACUUUUUAGGGGAACCGGAAGAUGGUUCUGAUGCUUCUCUGCUAUGGCUUCAGCUUGAGUACCUGAGUUAUCUUGAGUGCCUGACUUUUCCUGAAUUUCAUAUGAAGUCAAGUAUUCCUUCAUGGAUUCCUCUUCAAAAGUUACAGUGUUUAAGAAUCAGCAAUGGGCGUUUCCAAAAAUUAUGGCAGAGCGAUAUGCAGGCACCUUCCCAUUUAGAAGAGCUGCAGAUUCGUGACACCUUUCUGAUAGAGUUUCCAGAUUUGUUAGGAAAAUUGAAUGACAUGGAUAAGUUUGUUCUACAUACUAAGGGAAUCCAACUGAAUAUGUGGUCCUUAUUAGAAUCCCUGAGAAUGAAUCUCCGUAGUUUAAAGAUGAUGAGCUCAUCAAUAACAGGGGACCUGGCUUACAAUGUUACUGCAGAGGGGACAAUUUUUAAGUCCUUAGUUAUCUAUUAUGAUUUCAAACGACUCUGGGAGGGAGAAAUGGCUUUGAAUAACGAGAAAUGGUCUAGAACAGUAAUGAGUAACAUUGAAUAUCUAGAGAUAAACGGCUAUGGACUUGUAAGGAAGAUUUUAAUUAAUGGAAAUUGCUGUCAACGCCUGCAAUCUCUCAAAAUUUGUGAAAUGAAAAAGCUUAUUGAAGCGGAUUUAGCGAGGAUAAAGACAUUGCAUUGUCUUGAGAUUACCGGCUGUGAAAAAUUCAAAAGAUUGUCAGCAACGCCCGACCUUUGCAAGCUUGUAAAAUUGGAGAUUAGCGAAUGUGUGGAGUUUGAGGAGCUAACUCUUGGACAUCUGAACUGCCUGGAGAAAAUCCUUAUUGAGAACUGUAAUCAUUUGAAGACUGUAUCAGGAAUAUCUAAUCUUGCAAAGCUUGUAAAAUUGGAAAUUUCUGGUUGUCAUAUGCUAGAGUUUGACUACUUGUGUCUCAGUGGUAUGAAGUGUCUGGAGAGUAUAACAUUUGGUGAAUAUGUGAAGGUGAAAUCUUUUGAGUUGGAUGGCUGUGAAAUUUUGAAAACAAUAAUGUUUGAUUGUAAACAUAUUGUAAAAUUAAGCAUUCGUUACUGUGCAGAGCUUGAGAAUUUACCAGAUUUAAUAGGUCCAAGUUGCCUGAAGAGGAUUGGAAUUGAUGCAUGUGGGAAUUUGAAAUAUCUCAGAUUGUCUGGUCUUGAAAAUUUGGAAAGUGUGACAGGUAACUUGGAGAUUAAACAGUGCCCUCCGCUUGAGGAGUUGCCAAGUCCUGGCAGAGUAAGCUGCCUGGAGAAAAUUCAUAUUUGCUUCUGUGAAAAGCUACAGAGGAUUAUACUGCCAACAACACUCUUAGAGUUAAAGGUAGAAAGUUGCAGAGAUUUGCAAAGAAUAGAAGGAAUGGUUGAUCUUACAAAACUUACAGUGCUGGUUAUUGAACAGUGCCCCGCACUCGAGGAGUUGCCCAGUGUUGCUGGAAUGAAUUGCUUGAGGCAAAUUCAGAUUGCCUCUUGUGAAAAGCUACAGAACAUUAUACUGCCAACAACAAUCGCAAAGCUCUGGGUAGAAAGUUGCAGAGAUUUGCAAAGAAUAGGAGGAAUCGGUGAUCUUACAAAACUUACAAAUCUGAUUAUUAAACAGUGCCCUGCGCUGGAGGAGUUGCCCAGUGUUGCUGGAAUGAAUUGCUUGAGGCAAAUUAAGAUUGGCUCUUGUGAAAAGCUACAGAACAUUAUACUGCCAACAACAAUCGCAAAGCUCUGGGUAGAAAGUUGCAGAGAUUUGCAAAGAAUAGAAGGAAUCGGUGAUCUUACAAAACUUACAUUUCUGGUUAUUAAACAGUGCCCUGCGCUGGAGGAGUUGUCAAAUCUUGCUAGAAUGAUCUGCUUAGAGAGAAUUCUGAUUGGCUCUUGUGAAAAGCUACAGAACAUUAUACUGCCAACAACAAUCGGAAAGCUGUGGGUAGAAAGUUGCAGAAAUUUGCAAAGAAUAGAAGGAAUCGCUGAACUUACAAAACUCAAAGAGCUGGUUAUUGAACAGUGCCCUGCGUUUGAGCAGUUGCCAAGUCUUGCUGGAAUGAUCUACUUGGAGCAAAUUCAUAUUGACUCUUGUGAAAAGCUGCAGAACAUUAUACUGCCAACUACACUCUUAGAGCUGCGGAUAGAAAGUUGCAGAGAUUUGCAAAGAAUAGAAGGAAUCGCCGAUCUUACAAAACUCACACUGCUGGUUAUUAAACAGUGCCCUCAGCUUGAGCAGUUGCCAAGUCUUGCUGGAAUGAUCUGCUUAGAGGAAAUUCUGAUUAGUUCUUGGGAAAAGCUACAGAACAUUAUACUGCCAACUACACUCUUAGAGCUGUGGAUAGAAAGUUGCAGAAAUUUGCAAAGAAUAGAAGGAAUCGUUGAUCUUACAAAACUCAAAGUGCUGGUUAUUAAACAGUGCCCUGCGUUUGAGCAGUUGCCAAGUCUUGCUGGAAUGAUCUGCUUGGAGCAAAUUCAGAUUGACUCUUGUGAAAAGCUGCAGGACAUUAUACUGCCAACUACACUCUUAGAGCUGCGGAUAGAAAGUUGCAAAGAUUUGCAAAGAAUAGAAGGAAUCGCCGAUCUUACAAAACUCACACUGCUGGUUAUUAAACAGUGCCCUCAGCUUGAGCAGUUGCCAAGUCUUGCUGGAAUGAUCUGCUUAGAGGAAAUUCUGAUUAGUUCUUGGGAAAAGCUACAGAACAUUAUACUGCCAACUACACUCUUAGAGCUGUGGAUAGAAAGUUGCAGAGAUUUGCAAAGAAUAGAAGGAAUCGCCGAUCUUACAAAACUCACACUACUGGUUAUUAAACAGUGCCCUCAGCUUGAGCAGUUGCCAAGUCUUGCUGGAAUGAUCUGCUUAGAGGAAAUUCUGAUUAGUUCUUGGGAAAAGCUACAGAACAUUAUACUGCCAACUACACUCUUAGAGCUGUGUAUAGAAAGUUGUAGAGAUUUGCAAAGAAUAGAAGGAAUCACUGAACUUACAAGACUCAAAGUGCUGGUUAUUGAACAGUGCCCUGCGUUUGAGCAGUUGCCAAGUCUUGCUGGAAUGAUCUACUUGGAGCAAAUUCGUAUUGACUCUUGUGAAAAGCUGCAGAACAUUAUACUGCCAACUACACUCUUAGAGCUGCGGAUAGAAAGUUGCAAAGAUUUGCAAAGAAUAGAAGGAAUCGCCGAUCUUACAAAACUCACACGGCUGGUUAUUAAACAGUGCCCUCAGCUUGAGCAGUUGCCAAGUCUUGCUGGAAUGAUCUGCUUGGAGCAAAUUCAGAUUGACUCUUGUGAAAAGCUAGAGAACAUAUUAGGUAUUGAAGAGUUGCAGUCAUUAGCAUCAACGCAUUAAUACGGAAUUGCAUUUAUCAGUUGAAGUUUGUGCCAUCAGAUGGAAUGGUUAUGAUUGGAGCAGCAGUGGAUGGAGCGGAAUCAAGUUUUAAUGGCGUCGAUGGAGUGAGGGAAAUUGGUACUCACGAAAUUCACUGCUUGUGGUCAGAAUUGAGUGUAAUUAUAGAAUGGUAUGUGGUUCUGAUGGAUACCUCUACUUCAAUAGAGAAUAUAAAUACAUCACUUCCAGCCUGCGCUUUUAAGGUGUGCAAAGGCGAAUGGAUAAUUACACUGCUAGUAAAUUAUGGUGACAGCUGCCUCUUUCGUGAUGAAAUUGAUGAUCUUUUAAGGUGGUGUACGAUAAUGAAGGGGUUUAGGGUGGAGCUGAAAAAAGGCGAAGAGUGGAAAAGUUUGGACGUGAUAAAUAUAAUUAUUGAUAGGUUGCAUUUCUUUAGUAGAUAAUUAAUAUUAUUCAAUGAUUAUUAUAAAUUUUAUGGUAAAGAUCUUAUUGUGAGUA